Molecule: messenger RNA, 5394 nt
Organism: Leptidea sinapis
Lineage: Eukaryota; Metazoa; Arthropoda; Insecta; Lepidoptera; Pieridae
Gene: AdamTS-B
Product: A disintegrin and metalloproteinase with thrombospondin motifs 7
Exons: 19
Coding region: 555-3929 (1124 amino acids)
Biological process (GO): extracellular matrix organization; proteolysis
Cellular component (GO): extracellular matrix
Molecular function (GO): metalloendopeptidase activity
Source: RefSeq, a predicted model, not a curated record
UAGAACGUUCAGUGGCCCGCAAGUCCUCGAGUCGUGCGCUUCGCACUAUCGCUCGAGCAUAUCGUCGCCGCACUCGAUCACAUCCGAACGCACUCACUAUUUUUAAAAUAAAACAUCUUUGAUACAUUACACUUCGCAUAAUUUUCAAAAAUCGAACGAAUAUUUUUUAUAUAUUUUUUUUGAUCGGCCGGCGAGCAAUCGAAUUUCAAAUUAUAAAACACGUGUUUAUAUAUAGUUUGCGCGAAUAGACAGCGGUAUCGUCAGAUCCACGUUUUUCACUUCGAGUGAAUAAAUUAGCAGUCGCAACGUCGCGAUAAUUUCACUUUUUACCGCCGAAAGCAAGUUUCGUCUCGUCAUGUCUUCAUUGGAGAGAGAGAAGAUGACUUUUAAAUAGAGUAAUAAUGAUCGUUAGAAAUAAUCUACAGACGGUAUUAUUAACGGAAGUAUAGGAGCAGUGAUUGUGAAUUACUAUUAAUAUUGCAACGAGACGGCUGCAGUCGAUAGUAUGACAAAAUCAUAGCACACUCAGAACGGAGCAGCUUUAGUACAAAAAUAUGUGUGCUAUUGACUGUCGGGAGCGCAGGAAAAUGGAUGUGAAGUGUUCUUUGUUUAAAUUAAUUUUGUUUCAAUUAAUAGUGGUGCAAUGUGUCGGAAAGCAUAUACCGACGGGUAUGCCCAGAGUGGAGUUAGCAGGAGAUGUAGAAGAUAGCAUCCAGGAUAGCAUAAGAAACCUUAUACAUACUGGUAUCUAUUCACAUAAGCACCUGGAUACAUCUCAGGUUGAAGUAGUGACGCCGGUGAAGGUGAGCCGCGAGGGGGCGCUGCUGUCGCACGUUCUCGAGCAUGCUCACGAGCACGGGCACGCUCGGGCUCGACGCGACGUUCACUCGGUCGAGCACCUGCCACACGUACUGCACUACAACCUGACGCUCGGAGGUCGGGAAGUGAGGCUAGAUUUAAGGCCGUCGGUAACAUUCAUCACUCCAGCUAUGGUGGUUGAGCGCCGCACCGCCACAGGGCGCACGCGGUCGCGGCCGCAGGAGCAGGCCACCUCAUGCCACUACACCGGAUCGAUCAGAGGACAGCCUUCCUCCAGGAUCGCUAUCUCCGCUUGCGAUGGACUUGCGGGCCAAUUAAGGACGGAACAAGGCGAAUUUUGGAUUGAACCGUCUAAUCAUCUACCCACCGAUAGUUCUAAUGGACGACCACAUAUUAUUUUUAAGAGAUCUGCAGUAGAUAAAGUUCAAACUUAUUAUAGAAAAAAGAGAGAACUGGAUAGUACUAAUACUCAAAUACAUUACAAUCGCGAUGCUAAUGGCAGAGAAAGAAAUAUAAAACGAAAUAGUAAACAGCGUGGUAGCACUAAACGAAAUAACAAAGAAGUUAUGGACCCACGACGAAGAGCUUACCUCGAAGAAAGAAGGAGGAGAUUGGAAUUAUUACGAAGAGAUCCUGUAGCGUAUAGAAGAGAACAGGCUAGACGAGCAGAGGAGAGGAGGGCUAUAUCCGCAUCUAGAGUCUUAUCUUCUGAAUAUAGCAGCUCUGUUGAACUGCAAUUGAAAAACAAAACUACAAAGGCUAGAUUCGAACAAAGACCUAGAAGAAUUCGGACGAGGAGACGAAGAAAAAGAAGGUCAAAGAAUUGUGCAACGAAACAACCGCCUUAUCAAUGGAAAACGAAUAAUUCGCAGAAUAACAAGAGUGGAGAGAACAGGAAAAAUAAAUACGGCAAGAAGUAUCAUCGUUCGCAUCACCAAUUAAAUAACCGUCGGGAUCUCGAAGCAAGCAGGCGAUCAACCCGAUCUGUGAGCAAGCCUAGACAUGUUGAAGUAUUGUUAGUUGCAGAUAAAUCUAUGACUGACUUUCACAACGAAGGGAAUCUGGAAACCUACCUCCUUACCAUUAUGAAUAUGGUAUCAUCUUUGUACAUGGAUCCAUCGAUCGGCAAUUACAUCAAAGUUGUUGUUGUAAAAAUUAUCCUCGUUGAAGAACUUCAGGCCGCCCCUGAGCUUGAUGUGUCGACUAACGCUGACUCAACUCUUGCUUCGUUUUGCAAAUGGCAGAACCUUCAGAAUCCGGACAAUGACAACGAUCCACACCAUCACGACGUGGCGAUUCUGGUCACCAGGCAAGACAUCUGCAGUCAGCACGACACACCUUGUAGUACCCUGGGCGUCGCUCACGUGGCAGGCAUGUGCAAGCCGGACCGCAGCUGUUCCGUCAACGAAGACAACGGCAUCAUGUUGGCGCACACCAUCACACAUGAGCUCGGACACAAUUUUGGGUUGUACCACGACACUGAGAAGAUCGGAUGUUCACGCCGCGAUGGAGCCACGCUGCACAUCAUGACACCAAUAUUUGAGGCGGACACGGUUCAAGUAGCCUGGUCUAGGUGUAGCAAACGUGACGUCACCAAUUUCUUAGAUGCUGGGCUGGGAGAAUGCCUCAGCGACCGACCAGCUCAAGACGAGCCUUACGAGUACCCAGAAGUUCCUGCUGGUGUGAUGUUCGACGCGGCGUCGCAGUGCCACCUUCAGUUCGGCGCUGAAGCCGUGGUGUGCGCCAAGCCCACAGAACUCUGCGAACAUCUUUGGUGUCUCGUGAACAACACUUGCAAGACCAUGCUGAGGCCAGCGGCUCCAGGAACUACUUGUGGGGAAGAUAUGUGGUGUCAAAACCAAACGUGUGUGGCUCGAACACCAUCACCAAUACCACGGGACGGUGGCUGGGGACCUUGGAGCGAUUGGAGCGAGUGUUCCAGGACGUGUGGUGCUGGUGUCUCCACGCAGUUCCGAGAGUGCAAUAAUCCCGAGCCUCUUAACAAUGGCCACUACUGCAUCGGUGACCGAAGUCGGUACAAGAUAUGCAACACCGAUCCGUGCCCUAUCAAUGAUCCCUCGUUCCGGGAGGUACAGUGCGCCAAAUACAACAACAUGACAUACAACAACGACACUAUCUCGGAAUGGAUACCCUAUGUGGACCAAGAUAAGCCGUGCGAAUUGCUAUGUGUGCCCCGGAGUAGGAAUGACGUGGAGAUGGUGGGAGGAUUCGUCGCGGACGGUACCCCGUGCAGGCAGGGGCUGGGCGAAAGAGACAUGUGCAUUUCUGGGGUGUGUUAUAAAGUGGGAUGCGACUGGAUCGUGGACUCCGAAGUGGAGGAGGACGAAUGUGGUGUCUGUGGAGGGGACGGCUCUGCGUGCAAAACCGUGCAGGGGAUCUACAAUAAGGAUACCACCAGGCAAUCUGGAUUCAGUGAGGUGGCGGUGAUUCCCGCUGGUUCAAGAAAUGUGAGAAUCCAAGAGAAAGUCAGCCCGGGGAACUAUAUUUCUAUUGGCAGUGCUAAGUCGAGGAAGAUAUAUCUGAAUGGAGCUCGAAAUGCUACGUUGACUGAGUAUUUCGUAGCUGGAGCCCAGGCGAUCUAUGAACGAGAUCGUGAUUGGGAGAAAGUACGAAUUAGCGGACCACUCGCCGAAGAUAUUAAAGUAUAUCAACGCAUAUUCCGCGGAAAGCACCGGAACCCGGGAGUCACCUACCAGUACACCGUCGACCAGCCCAAGAAACGCUUCCAUUACCGGCUUUCUGAAUGGUCUGCGUGUUCUGUCUCCUGUGGAACUGGCAGAAUGCACCGAAAUUAUCAAUGUGUCGACGAGAGUAACUAUAGAGUGGUGGAGCUGUCCCAGUGCUACCAGUACGAGCAGCCGCGACACGUGGCUCUCAUGCAGCUGUGUCGCCAGCCCGCCUGCACUCACUGGUGGGUCGGCCCGUGGAAGCCCUGCGAACCCUGCCAUAUGCCGGGACAAGAAGCAACCAAGCAGCGGAACGUCCACUGUGUGAACAAAAUAUCGAACAACGUUGUCGAUGACUCCGAAUGCGACAUCACAACAAAACCGAUACAUUACUUAAAAUGUACUGAUGUACCGCCCUGUUAGCUAAGGACCGAGUACUAAAUAGUACCGUGACAAAAUAUGAAUAAUUCUAUUUCGUAAAUGAAGUUAUAAAAACGAAUAAGGCCUAGACAAAAGACCUUAAUUACUUCAGAAUCGAUUGUAUUUUGCAUAUUUAUAUGCCGAGAAAUUUUCAAACAAUCAAUGUUCUUAUGAAAUACUCGUCUUAAUAAAUGCUGAAUUUUCUACAGUAAAAAGAUUUUGACGGACGUAUUUCCUGUAUGACUGAAUUUUAUUAAUUAUAUACAAUUAUCUGGUCGUUUAUAAUUAAAUAUUAUAUAAAAAUAUGGGAUGACUUAAUUAGUCUAUUUCGUGUAAAUAUACCCACUGUGUGCUUGACACAGGUAUUUCUGAACAAGACUGUGGUAAUAAAUAACCACGAAAGAGGUUGUAGUAUCCACAAAACUCCUUCUCACGAGGCUUAUAUGUAGAGCUACCUUAUAGCGUACCAUAGAAACCCAUCGAAUAGACAUUUUCAAUACAAAUUAGUGCUCGAAUAAGACAUGCGAAUCUCGCAGGAGAAAUAUAACUAAUGCUCUACAAUUACCACUUACUGCCAUAUUAAUUAAGUAAUUUUUAUAGUUUUAACAUAGUUUUCGGUUAGUGUAACGACUAUUAUUUAUAUAACAGUAUUAAAUGAAGUACGUAAUUGUGUAUCCAAACCGAAGUGUGACGUGGAACUGUCAGUGGGGCUAAACUAUUUACUUUUUGUCAGAAAGACAGAAGCUUCACAAAAAAUACUUCGUUAACGCUGUCAAGUCAUUUUUAUACUAAACGAUUUCUGUCAAAUAGUAUUUUGUAGAGUCCCUAUUGUACGAGCUGACGAAAUUUGGACCAAAAAUAUUUAGAAAAACUAAUUCACGUUGCCAUAUCCGCGGUUACUGCCACUAUGACACUCGUAUCGAUGUAAGUUAGUUAUAAGAUUAACUAGCUGUAAUACCACUUAGGGAACACAUUCGUAAUUUAGCAUUUUUUUAAUAUUUAUUAGUCAAAAUUAUUACUUUUAUUUAUACUAAUAAAUUGCGUCUUAAAUUAUAUGUAGGUACAAGCUUCAUUUACUUUUAUUGCUGGAAAAACCUAACCUAGAACAAUUUUUUGGAACAAAAUGUAAAUAAAUAUUUAUUCGUAUCAGCUUUGUUGUGUCUUUAGAAUAAGUGAUUAUGCAUAAUUGUACCAUUAGGCGUAUUAUUUAUCACAUACCUUACUUUGUACACAGGUAUAAUAUUGUCUAAAUGGCCUACCCGGUGUUUCCGUUCUAAGAAAUCAUGCUGGUACAUCGUCGUUCAAUUAAUACACAAUUAUAAUUUUCACUUUAUAUAAUAUACUAACCCUAGGUCAUAGCAUCCGUAUUUUCACCAAUAUUAUUCUAUAAUUGUAACUCAUAUAAUAUGUAUACCUUGAUUACAAUUGUGUAUAAAUUAGAGAUGGCAAUAAAUGAUGCAUUGUUUUA